Phytophthora nicotianae INRA-310 is the source of this 285-nucleotide messenger RNA. RefSeq lists its product as hypothetical. Lineage: Eukaryota; Oomycota; Peronosporomycetes; Peronosporales; Peronosporaceae. The transcript has a single exon. The record is from RefSeq and is a predicted model, not a curated record. Bases 1 to 285 code for a protein of 94 amino acids.
AUGUAUUACUGCUCUAAAGACACCAAUAUCAACGUUACCAGAGCUCACGACAGCUUGGACGACUACAUGGCCUUUGAUUCAGACGGGGAAAACGAUGAUGGCUUCGAUAACAACGAUGACGAACUGAACUUUGGGGCACUGGACCCAUACGAUGACGACAAUGUCGCCCUUCCAGACAUGAUGUUCGGGGAUGACCUGUUGGCUGCUGUUGGUGGUAUUAGGGGGAUUUCAGUGGACGUUUUGGGUCAGAGGAAUAAAAAACAUAUUCUUCGUGAAAUAUCGUGA